UCCUGGGUUUCUUUUCUUUCUCAACCCUUUUCUUUUACUCAAUAUUUCUUGUGCGUAGAGAUAACGAGUGUUAGCUUUGUUUCCCCCUCUCUCUUUCUCUUUUAUUUUUGUGGGUUUUAAUCUUUUUUGUUUUUUUGCAGAUAAAGUUUGUUUCUUUCAAGUUUCGGCUGAUUCUUUCUCACGAAAGAAAUGAAGAGUUGGCAUCUGUACCUUCUAACAAGCAAGCAUGGGAAUUAAGUACGGAAUCGUCUGGAACUCCCUAGUAUUAUUCUGUAAAUCUUUCUGGACGUACGUUGGAGAUGUAAGAGUAAUGGUUGCCACUUAUGCUGAUGUUAAGGAGUAUCCGAAUCGUUACGUGUUCGUGAUCGACAUGCCUGGCGUGAAAGCUGGGGACAUUGAGGUGCAGGUAAAGGAGGACAAUGUGUUAAUCAUUAGCGGCUAUAAGAAGAGGGAGGAGGAGAGAGAAGGGGUUGAGUAUUUGAUUACGGAGAGAAGAGUCGGAAAGUUCAUGCGCAGAUUUACGCUUCCAGACGAUGCCAACUCUGAUGCCAUAUCUGUCAUGGACCAGAAUGGUGUGCUGACCGUCACCAUCAAGAAGUUGCCUCCUCUUGACGUCAAGUUUGAUUAA
Messenger RNA from Vigna umbellata (rice bean), 628 nucleotides. Lineage: Eukaryota; Viridiplantae; Streptophyta; Magnoliopsida; Fabales; Fabaceae. The record is from RefSeq and is a predicted model, not a curated record.